AUGGCAGCCUUGGGAACAGUCACAAUCCCCUCCAUCUCAGUUACAAGCCAGAUUAUCGCACUCUUUAUUACAAUUAUUGUCUCCUAUCAUUCAAAGUUCACAGCCUGAACUACAUUGAUUAUUAUUACAAUCUCCAAAAUCAUAAUUACAAGAAGACACAUCGCAAGAUUUAUCACAAAUCCCAUCUCCAAGCAUUUCCCUGCUGCAACCCGCUGAGCAAUCUUUACAAAUUCCUAA
Messenger RNA from Blepharisma stoltei, 237 nucleotides. Lineage: Eukaryota; Ciliophora; Heterotrichea; Heterotrichida; Blepharismidae. The record is from the annotation of a GenBank genome assembly.